Messenger RNA from Castor canadensis (American beaver), 1398 nucleotides. RefSeq names its product adrenoceptor alpha 2A (gene Adra2a). NCBI's taxonomy places the organism in Eukaryota, Metazoa, Chordata, Mammalia, Rodentia, Castoridae. Gene Ontology annotation, molecular function: alpha2-adrenergic receptor activity; epinephrine binding. The record is from RefSeq and is a predicted model, not a curated record. Gene Ontology annotation, biological process: regulation of vasoconstriction; platelet activation; regulation of smooth muscle contraction. Gene Ontology annotation, cellular component: plasma membrane.
AUGUUCCGCCAGGAGCAGCCGCUGGCCGAGGGCAGCUUUGCGCCCAUGGGCUCCCUGCAGCCGGACUCCGGCAACGCGAGCUGGAAUGGGACGGGGACCCCAGGGGGCGGCGCCCGGCCCACCCCUUACUCCCUGCAGGUGACGCUGACGCUGGUGUGCCUGGCUGGCCUGCUCAUGCUGCUCACGGUGUUUGGGAACGUGCUUGUCAUCAUCGCCGUGUUCACCAGCCGUGCGCUCAAGGCGCCCCAAAAUCUUUUCCUGGUGUCUCUGGCUUCGGCGGACAUCCUAGUGGCCACACUUGUCAUUCCUUUCUCGCUGGCCAACGAGGUCAUGGGCUACUGGUACUUUGGGAAGGCGUGGUGCGAGAUCUACCUGGCGCUCGACGUACUUUUCUGCACGUCGUCCAUCGUGCACCUGUGCGCCAUCAGCCUGGACCGCUACUGGUCCAUCACGCAGGCCAUCGAAUACAACCUGAAACGCACGCCGCGCCGCAUCAAGGCCAUCAUCUUCACGGUGUGGGUCAUCUCGGCCGUCAUCUCCUUCCCGCCGCUCAUCUCCAUCGAGAAGAAGAGCGGCGGAGACGGGCAGCAGUCGACCGAGCCGCGCUGCAAGAUCAACGACCAGAAGUGGUACGUCAUUUCGUCGUGCAUUGGCUCCUUCUUCGCGCCCUGUCUCAUCAUGAUCCUGGUCUACGUGCGUAUCUACCAGAUCGCCAAGCGCCGCACCCGCGUGCCGCCCAGCCGCCGGGGUCCCGACGCCGCCGCCGUGCCGCCGGGGGGCGCAGAGCGCAGGCCCAACGGCCUGGGCCCGGAGCGUGGCGCUCGUCCCGCUGGCCCCGAGGCAGAGCCGCUGCCCACCCAGCUCAACGGCGCCCCCGGGGAGCCCGCGCCGGCAGGGCCGCGCGACGCUGACGCGCUGGACCUGGAGGAGAGCUCGUCGUCCGAGCACGCCGAGCGACCCCCGGGACCCCGCAGAUCCGAGCGCGGCCCCCGGGCCAAGGGCAAGACUCGGGCGAGCCAGGUGAAGCCUGGGGACAGCCUGCCGCGGCGCGGGCCGGGGGCGACCGGGCCUGGGGCUUCAGGGUCCGGGCCCGGGGAGGAGCGCGGUGGGGGCGCCAAGGCGUCGCGCUGGCGCGGGCGGCAAAACCGCGAGAAGCGCUUCACGUUCGUGCUGGCCGUGGUGAUCGGCGUGUUCGUGGUGUGCUGGUUCCCCUUCUUCUUCACCUACACACUCACGGCCGUCGGCUGCCCCGUGCCGCGCACGCUCUUCAACUUCUUCUUCUGGUUCGGCUACUGCAACAGCUCGCUGAAUCCGGUCAUCUACACCAUCUUCAACCACGACUUCCGCCGCGCCUUCAAGAAGAUCCUCUGCCGGGGGGACAGAAAGAGGAUCGUGUGA